AUGCAUACUAUAUUUCGUAUUGAUGAAAUAAAUCAAACUAAUAAUAGAUUUUGGAACGUAAAAUUAACAAUGACUAAUGAUAAUGAUGAACAAUUGAAAUGUUUAACGGAAUAUAUACGAAAUGAAAUUGGUGGAGGAACAGAAUAUCAUCGAUUAGAUUGGCUGAUGAUUCAACUUUAUGAAUUUGAUAAAGCUGAAAAAAUAUCCAACAAUGAUUCAAAAGCAUAUGCUCAAAUAUGUAAUCAACUUGGAACUAUUUAUGAAAAUAAAGGUGAUCGAAUAAAAACUGUUCAGUAUUAUGAACAAGCUAUUGAAUUUUAUCAAAAAACCAUCUUCAAUCUUUUAUUCUGA
Molecule: messenger RNA, 351 nt
Organism: Rotaria sp. Silwood1
Lineage: Eukaryota; Metazoa; Rotifera; Eurotatoria; Philodinida; Philodinidae
Source: the annotation of a GenBank genome assembly